AUGCCCACAGUUGAGUGUUACCUGGGUGGCAAAGGACUGCCCCAUAAGCCUCAUGAUGGUGGGUUCUCUUCCUGCAACAGCCCCUCUAGCAGUGCCAAGGUCAAAGCAGAGACAACUGGUGUCUUAGCUGAGAUGUAUGGAAUAUUGGAGUUGUCCACUCACACAGUUUUCAAUCUGCAGCAUGAAUCAAAGAGUCAGCUGAAUCAUGUGGCACUUCUCCUUCUUGAUGUAGCAUGUGCACAAUGCAAAGUCAUUUGUGUGGAACAAGCUCUGGCCACAUGCAUCACCCAUGAAUAUGAAUCAAUGGCCAAGUUGUACAAGUACAAGGUGGGCAGUGGUGAGAUCUUGAUAGGCACAGUUAUUGAGCAUGCUGGUAGUCAAAUACUCACCAUUUGUCUAGACUAG
Molecule: messenger RNA, 405 nt
Organism: Pisolithus orientalis
Lineage: Eukaryota; Fungi; Basidiomycota; Agaricomycetes; Boletales; Pisolithaceae
Exons: 3
Coding region: 1-405 (134 amino acids)
Source: RefSeq, a predicted model, not a curated record